Molecule: messenger RNA, 1881 nt
Organism: Aspergillus sclerotioniger CBS 115572
Lineage: Eukaryota; Fungi; Ascomycota; Eurotiomycetes; Eurotiales; Aspergillaceae
Product: serine/threonine-protein kinase
Exons: 5
Coding region: 1-1881 (626 amino acids)
Biological process (GO): protein phosphorylation
Molecular function (GO): protein serine/threonine kinase activity; ATP binding
Source: RefSeq, a predicted model, not a curated record
AUGUCGUGGAAACUCACUAGAAAACUUAAGGAGACGCACCUUGCUCCUUUGACCCAAACGUUCACCCGAUCCUCCUCCACAUCUACCAUCAAAGGUGAUUCUGGCGAAGAAACCCCUGUUGUCUCGCAACCCCCGAGCAUCUCUACAACCAACUCCAAUGGAAUCAAUGCCUCGGAGUCGCUCGUCUCGCCGCCCGUGGCCCCUGUCAAGCCCGGGAUCUUGAUCGUCACCCUCCACGAAGGGCGAAGCUUCUCCCUUUCCCCUCAUUACCAACAGAUCUUCAACUCGCAUUUCCAAACCAACAGUUCAUAUGGCAUGCGUCCAAGCUCCUCGUCAUCCCACUCCGCGCACGGCCAGGCCGCCUCCUUCGUACAAAGCGGCCGUCCUCAGUCGACCAGUGGAGGGAUCAAUGCCGCUCCCACCAUUCACGGUCGGUAUUCGACCAAGUACCUUCCCUACGCACUUUUGGAUUUUGAGAAGAACCAAGUCUUCGUCGACGCCGUUUCAGGGUCGCCCGAGAAUCCCCUGUGGGCCGGAGACAACACCGCUUAUAAAUUUGACGUGUCGCGCAAGACGGAAUUGAAUGUUCAGCUUUAUCUCCGGAACCCGGCAGCCCGGCCCGGUGCUGGUCGCAGCGAGGAUAUCUUCCUUGGAGCUGUCAAGGUGCAACCCCGCUUCGAAGAGGCCCAGCUACAUGCGGAAGACCCCAAGUCUAAGAAGGCGCCACAAGAGCGCCAGCUGGGCCAGCUUGGCGCCGAAUGGCUAGAUCUUCAGUUCGGCACCGGCUCCAUCAAGAUCGGUGUCUCGUUCGUCGAGAAUAAGCAACGCAGCAUGAAGCUGGAGGACUUCGAUUUGCUAAAGGUGGUGGGUAAGGGUAGUUUCGGCAAGGUCAUGCAGGUCAUGAAGAAGGAUACGGGUCGAAUCUACGCCCUCAAGACUAUCCGCAAAGCGCACAUUAUCUCACGGUCGGAAGUCACCCACACCCUUGCUGAAAGAUCCGUGCUUUCUCAGAUCAACAACCCCUUCAUUGUCCCCCUGAAGUUUUCCUUCCAGUCCCCGGAGAAGUUGUACCUCGUUCUCGCAUUCGUAAACGGCGGUGAGUUGUUCCACCACCUUCAGCGCGAGCAGCGCUUCGAUAUCAACCGUGCCCGUUUCUAUACUGCUGAGCUGCUCUGUGCACUGGAGUGUCUGCAUGGCUUCAAGGUCAUCUACCGUGAUCUCAAGCCGGAGAACAUCCUCUUGGAUUACACUGGCCACAUUGCUCUUUGUGACUUCGGUCUGUGCAAACUGGACAUGAAGGAUGAAGACCGGACAAACACUUUCUGUGGCACCCCUGAAUACCUUGCACCCGAACUUCUGCUCGGAAAUGGGUACACAAAGACCGUUGAUUGGUGGACGCUGGGUGUUCUCCUUUAUGAGAUGCUCACAGGCCUUCCCCCGUUCUAUGAUGAGAACACCAACGAUAUGUACCGGAAGAUCCUUCAGGAGCCCCUGACCUUCCCCAGUACCGACAUCGUUCCCCCGGCCGCUCGCGAUCUGCUGACCCGACUGCUUGACCGCGACCCACAACGUCGGUUGGGAGCCAACGGUGCAGCGGAGAUCAAGUCGCAUCACUUCUUCGCCAACAUUGAUUGGCGCAAGCUGCUUCAGAGGAAGUACGAGCCAAGCUUCCGUCCGAACGUGAUGGGCGCUCGCGACAUUACCAACUUUGACCGGGAGUUCACCAGCGAAGCCCCACAAGAUUCAUAUGUGGACGGACCAGUCCUGUCGCAGACUAUGCAGCAACAGUUCGAAGGCUGGUCCUAUAACCGGCCAGUUGCCGGCCUCGGGGAUGCUGGUGGCAGUGUGAAGGACCCAUCUUUUGGUAGCAUCACUGAGUAA